Messenger RNA from Hipposideros armiger (great roundleaf bat), 4908 nucleotides. RefSeq names its product unc-13 homolog D (gene UNC13D). The record is from RefSeq and is a predicted model, not a curated record. The transcript has 31 exons. Bases 156 to 3245 code for a protein of 1029 amino acids. Gene Ontology annotation, cellular component: exocytic vesicle. NCBI's taxonomy places the organism in Eukaryota, Metazoa, Chordata, Mammalia, Chiroptera, Hipposideridae. Gene Ontology annotation, biological process: secretion.
GGGGUGGGGCCGGGCCCGCCCACUGAGUCCACUUUCUGCCUCCAGCCUGGGAGAGUUCCUCCCAGGAUUUCGGCCUGGCCAGCAGGAGGGAGGAACGUGCAGGGGCCUCUGAGUGGUAGGAGGCACAGCAGAGGGGAAGGGCAGAGCCGGCCACCAUGGCGACACUUCUCUCCCAGCCCCAGCGACGCCCUCCCCUCUUGCGCCAGGCCUUCAAGAUAAGGCGACGCAGGGUCAGAGAUCUACAGGAUACCCUGCCCCAAAAGGCUCAGGAGAUCGAGCCUCCAUCCCACCACUUCUCCCCUGAGGAGCGGGCCCUGCUCUACGAGGAAGCUCUCUACACAGUCCUGCACCGUCUGGGAAAACCUGAGCCCAACCAUGUGACUGAAGCCUCUGAACUGCUACAGUACCUGCAGGAGGCCUUCCACAUGGAACCCGAGGAACACCAGCAGGUGCUACAGCAGGUCCAGGAGCUUGAGAGGCCGAUAUUUUGUCUGAAGGCGACAGUGAAACAAGCCAAGGGCAUUCUGGGCAAGGAUGUCAGCGGGUUCAGUGACCCCUACUGUCUGCUGGGCAUCGAGCAGGGGAUGGGCGUGCCGGGGGGCAGCCCUGGGUCUCGGCGGCGGCAGAAGGCUGUGGUGAAGCACACCAUCCCAGAGGAGCAAACCCACCGCACCCAGGUCAUCGCCCAGACACUCAACCCCGUCUGGGACGAGACCUUCAUCCUGGAGUUUGAGGACGUAAACAAUUCAAGCUUCCAUCUGGACAUGUGGGACCUGGACACCGUGGAGUCUGUCAGGCAGAAGCUCGGGGAGCUCACAGAUCUGCAUGGGCUGCGAAGGAUCUUCAAGGAUGCCCGGAAGGACAAGGGCCAGGACGACUUUCUGGGGAACGUGGUGCUGAGGCUACAGGAGCUGCGCUGCCGGGAGGAUCAGUGGUACCCUCUGGAACCUUGCACUGAGACCUACCCAGACCGUGGUCAGUGCCACCUCCAGUUCCAGUUCAUUCACAAGAGGAGAGCCACUGUGGCCAGCCGUUCCCAGCCCAGCUACACAGUACAUCUCCACUUGCUGCAGCAGCUCGUGUCCCACGAGGUCACCCAGCACCAGGCAGGCAGUACCUCCUGGGAUGGGUCGCUGAGUCCCCAGGCUGACACCAUCCUGUUUCUCCAUGCCACGCAGAAGGACCUGUCCGACUUCCACCAGUCCAUGGCGCAGUGGCUGGCCUACAGCCGUGUCUACCAGAGCCUGGAGUUCCCCAGCAGCUGCCUUCUGCACCCCAUCAUCAGCAUGGAGUACCAGUGGAUCCAGGGCCGGCUCAAGGCAGAACAGCUGGAGGAGCUGGCCACCUCAUUCAGCUCCCUGCUGGCCUAUGGUCUCUCCCUCAUCCGGAGGUUCCGGUCUGUCUUCCCCCUAUCCGUCCCGGACUCCCCAGCCCGGCUGCAGUCUCUCCUCAGGGUCCUGGUACAGAUGUGCAAGAUGAAGGCCUUUAGAGAACUGUGCCCUGACAGCGCCCCACUGUCCCACCUGGUGACCGAGGCCCUGCGGACUGGCACAGUCGAAUGGUUCCACCUGAAGCAGCAGCAACAUCAGCCCAUGGUGCAGGGCAUGCUGGAGGUGGGCAAGGCCUUGCUGAGCCUGGUACAGGACAUCAUUGGCGACCUGCACCAGUGCCAGCACACGUGGAACAAGAUCUUCCAUAACGCCCUUAAGAUCAACCUCUUCUCCAUGGCUUUCCUGGAGCUGCAGUGGCUGGUGGCCAAGCGGGUGCAGGACCACACGGCGGCGGCGGUGAGCAGCCCCGUAUCCCCAGAGAUGGGCGAGAGUCUGUUCCAACUUUACAUCAGCCUCAAGGAGCUCUGCCAGCUGGGCCCGGGCCCCUCGGAGAGGGACGGAGUCCUCGCACUGGACAGCUUUCACCAUUGGUUCCAGCCGGCGAUCCCCUCCUGGCUACAGAAGACGUACAGCGUGGCCCUGGCUCGAGUGCAGCGCGCAGUGCAGAUGGACAAGCUGGUGCCCUUGGGUGAACUGACCAAGCAUAGCACGUCAGCAGUGGAUCUGUCCACCUGCUUUGCCCAGAUCAGCCACACUGCCCGGCAGCUGGACUGGCCUGACCCAGAGGAGGCAUUCAUGAUCACCGUCAAGUUCGUGGAGGUGCAGGGUCUUCCGUGUGUUCCUCCCCACCUUUCUAGACUUGGGUUGAUGUCUAGCCCCCACCUCUUCCUGAACCUAAACUCAGGCCCUGCUCUCCCCGCUACCAUUUUGCAUCCCCAGCUGGAGGUGGGCAUCGCCAAGCACAUCCAGAAUCUCGUGCGCGUCAAGGACUCUGUCCUGCCUGAGGAUGCCAUUCUGCCUCUGAUGAAGUUCCUGGAGGUGGAGCUCUGCUACAUGAACACCAACUUGGUGCAGGAGAACUUCAGCAGCCUUCUGACCCUGCUCUGGACCCACACGCUCACAGUGCUGGUGGACGCGGCUACCUCCCAGCGGAGCUGCCCCCUGGCCUCUAGCAGGCUGAAGAUCGCGCUGCAGAACCUGGAGAUCUGCUUCUACGCAGAGGGCUGUGGCCUGCCGCCCGAGGCCCUGCACACGGCCACCUUCCAGGCUCUGCUGAGGGACUUGGAGCUGCAGGCAACCUCCAGCCGGGAGCUCAUCCAGAAGUACUUCUGCAGCCGCAUCCAGCAGCAGGCUGAAACCACCUCUGAGGAGCUCGGGGCUGUCACAGUCAAGGCCUCCUACAGCGCCUCUGAGCAGAAGCUGCAUGUGGAGCUGCUCAGCGCCUCCAGCCUGCUGCCUCUGGACUCCAACGGCUCCAGCGACCCCUUUGUCCAACUUACCUUGGAGCCCAGGCACGAGUUCCCUGAGCUGGCCCCUCGGGAGACCCAAAAGCACAAGAAGGACCUUCACCCGCUGUUUGAUGAGACCUUUGAAUUCCUGGUGCCUGCCGAGUCAUGCCAGAAGGACGGAGCGUGCCUCCUGCUCACGGUGCUGGACCAUGACACGCUAGGGGCUGAUGACCUGGAAGGGGAGGCCUUCCUGCCACUGUGCUCGGUGCCAGGCCUGACUGGGACAGAGGAGGCUGCGGAGGUGCCUCAGACCCGCCUGCCCCUCACCUACCCCCCACCCAACGGGGACCCAAUCCUGCAGCUGUUGGAGAGCCGGAAGGGUGACCGUGAGGCCCAGGGCUUCGUAAAGCUGCGGCGGCAGCGAGCGAAGCAGGCCUCCCAGCAUGCCCCGCGACCAGGGCGAUAGCAGCGGAGGUUGGGGAUGACGAUGAAUGCCUGGUAGGGACAGGCUUUCCUGGCAGGCCUGGAUUCUGCCCACCACAGUGGAUCCCUCCAGCCUGGCCUAACACUCUAAGGGCCCUGCAGGUCUGGGGAGCUCCAGCUUGCAGACCCGCACCGGUCUCCUGCCAGAGCAGGGCCCCGCGGUGAUGGGGAAACCAUCAAUAGUAUUUAUACUCCCUCCCCCCUCCCUCUGGCCCUGGCCUCAGCCAAUCCCAGCACUGGGGGAGGGGAGGCAGCUGUCUGCUUCUCCUGCCCCUGCUCCGGCAGGGCAGGGGCUCAGCCAUCUGUCCCCGGCAUGCCUAGUCCAGGCACCGGGGUGGGGACCAGGCCGAUUCUUCAGCACCCCAGGGCUGUGUGCACAGAGCCUCCCUCCUGCGGGAGGGCGAGCAGGCCCUGCCAAAGAUGAGGCUACAGCUGCCCUGGAGGGUGGGGGUGGCAACUAUAAGGAAAGGAGCCUGGGUCCUCUCCUGAGAGGGCUGCCAACACCCGGGCUAAGGAGCCUAGAGUCAGGGACCUUCUGGCUGAGAGGUGAGAGCCUGCAGGCGUGGCGCUGGCAUGGAGGGGCGGGAGCAGAAAGGACAGCUUGGCUAACCAUAUCUACUGAGGACAUCUCCCUGGGCCAGUAGCAGGCACUUUUAUCUUAGCAAAAAUAAAAUGAAAAAAUAAAAAAAAGCAAUCUAUUGUCCCCUUAGAAAAUGUAUUGUUGGCCAGCAGUGGGGCCCGGAUCAGUCAGGCCACGCAAAUGUCCUCCACAGCCCUCAGGACACCUUGAGCUGCCCCCACCCUGGGGCCUGGCCCACAGCUCACUCCCCCGUUUACAGAGCAGGAAGGUGGGUGUGGGGGCACCGAUGCAGAAGCAGGUGCUGGGGCAACUGGCAUUACUGGUGUCUGGGCCAAGGGCUUUGGACAAAACCCUACCAGACACAUCUGCUUCUGUGGCUGCUGCCCAGCAAAGGGGGAGCACAGGAGCGGGGGGCCUCCCAGGCUGAGGCGGAGCGGGGUCCCAGCCCUGCCUGAGGGGAGGUGGCCUGUGCUGGGAGUGAGCCUGAGGCUGGUGGUCAUUCUAGCUGUGACCCUGGUUGAGUCACUUAACCUCUCUGAGACCACACCAGGACAAUCGGUAGGUCGUCUCCACGGCCCCUUUCAGCUCUGAACCUCUGAGACCCAUACAGGGAAGAGCCCAGUAGCUGUGUUUUCUCACACCCACGGAACGGGCCAGCUGAGGGCAGUGGGGCACUCAAAGGCCGAGACCCUUAGCCCUCAGGGUAGAGUGAGGUAGGAUGGAAGGAAGGACACCUCCUCAAGGGCCCACCUUUCUUUUAAUGCUUUUAUGGGAAGGCGCUGUCUGUUCCUGAGAAACUAGGGGCCCCGCUGUCCUGUGGAAAAACAGCACUAAGUAAACCAGUGACAGCUGUCAAGGGAGCCGGGAGAGGGCAGCUGCAGGGCUGAGAGGUCUCUGCGUCCCUAUCACUCAAGCACAGUCGGCCGGGGUAGAGCACUGGGCUGUCUAGGAACCUGGAUGGGCCCAGGGAGCCUCUAGGCCUCUGCAGCGACCUGGCCACACCUCAGGGGUGGGACACCAGCCGUUGCCAUGGCUGAGACAGGGCUCCCAGCCCAGGUCGGGCAGG